Messenger RNA from Trichomonas vaginalis G3, 534 nucleotides. RefSeq lists its product as uncharacterized. The transcript has a single exon. Bases 1 to 534 code for a protein of 177 amino acids. NCBI's taxonomy places the organism in Eukaryota, Parabasalia, Trichomonadida, Trichomonadidae. The record is from RefSeq and is a predicted model, not a curated record.
AUGAAAGGAUAUAAUCUCGAGGACAACAAGACUCUUAUUGGAAAUUGGUAUGAAGAACGCGAAAAUCAGGCAGCUGAACAGCAAAUGAAAACACGUAGCCUUGAGGGAGAAUCCAAACCAGCACAAAUCGAUCAUAGUGAGUACCAGAUUUCAUAUUGCAGCAGAGAUUUAAACAAACAAACUGAGCAGACACAGCCAAAGCCAGGAAUGAAAGUCCGGAAAGUUCCUCCGCGUCAAGCAAUGAUGGAAAGGCAAGCAGCACGUGAGAUUACACGUGAUAUUCAAAACGAGCAGCUUGCUGCAGAAGAUCAUAAGAUGUACUUCACUCGUGGCAAAUUCUUAGAAGAAUUACCAGCAUAUGAUCCAAAUCUUAAGGUAGACUAUCUCGAUGACCCAGCUAUUACAUUGUAUACUGAAACUAAUAAGCAAAAGGGUAGAAAUAGCAAAUUUACAACACCAAUUGAUCAAUAUCUUGGUCACUCUAAGAGACAUGAUGAGGAAACUCAUCUCAAAGGACAAAAUACUGAGAUUUAG